UGCUUGACCGACGGACAGACUGACGGCGGCUCGCUGGAGCAUCCCGCACCCAUCCUCCUGUUUAUCCAUCUGUACCUCGCUCCUCGCUCCUCCCCGUCUCCCACUCUUUUUCUGACUGACGCACCGCUGUGUUGUUCGACACUCAGCCCACCCAGCGCUGCUGUGCUGCUGAAGCUGAGGCUGACUCUCUCUCUCUCUCUCUCUCUCUCUCUCGCUCUCUCUUUCCCCGGCGGAUUCUCCAUGUAUGGAUGCGCUAAGGGAAAGGAUGCUGUAGGUUGACCAAAGACAGGGAGAAAGGCAGAAAUACGAGGCUGGUGAAGGAGAUUCGAGAAGGAGGCACCGGAGGAUCCUGGGCGCUGUUUUGAAUGGGCAGAGGAGGUUUCAUCCUCUGCGGUCGUCGAGUCUGAGUUGCUGAGGUGCCAGGUGUGAGUCUGUGCAGCCACACGGAUCUCCAGCUCUUCCGCUCGCUCACACAGCCACCUGCAUCAUGGCGGGGGCGUCGGUGAAGGUGGCGGUGAGGGUCCGACCCUUCAACUCCAGGGAGAUCGGGAAGGAGAGUAAAUGCAUCAUUCAGAUGUCAGGAAACACCACAACAAUCCUGAACCCCAAACAGCCGAAAGAAAACAAGAGCUUUAACUUCGACUUUUCAUACUGGUCACAUACCACGCCUGAGGACAUCAACUAUGCGUCUCAGAUGCAGGUGUACAAGGACAUUGGAGAGGAGAUGCUGCUUCACGCCUUUGAAGGCUACAACGUGUGCAUAUUUGCAUAUGGCCAGACGGGAGCGGGCAAAAGCUACACCAUGAUGGGCCGACAAGAGAAAGACCAGCAAGGAAUCAUACCUCUGCUCUGUGAGGACCUCUUCACCAAGAUCAAUGACAGCAAUAAUGACAAUAGCAUGUCUUACUCUGUGGAGGUGAGUUACAUGGAGAUUUACUGUGAGCGUGUCCGUGACCUGCUGAACCCCAAAAACAAAGGAAACCUUCGUGUCAGAGAGCACCCUCUGAUGGGGCCCUACGUGGAGGAUCUCUCCAAGCUAGCCGUCACCUCCUACAACGACAUCCAGGACCUGAUGGACUCUGGAAACAAGGCCAGGACUGUGGCUGCUACCAACAUGAACGAGACCAGCAGCCGCUCCCAUGCUGUUUUCAACAUCAUCUUCACACAGAAGAAACACGACAUGGAGACGGAAAACACAUCAGAAAAGGUCAGCAAGAUCAGUCUGGUGGACUUGGCUGGCAGUGAGAGAGCCGACUCAACUGGAGCCAAAGGAACCAGACUGAAGGAAGGAGCAAACAUCAACAAGUCUUUAACCACACUGGGGAAAGUUAUUUCUGCUCUAGCUGAACUGGACUCGGCACCAAACAAGAACAAGAAAAAGAAGAAGGUGGAGAGCUUUAUUCCCUACAGAGACUCAGUUCUGACCUGGCUACUGAGGGAGAACUUGGGAGGAAACUCUCGCACAGCUAUGGUGGCUGCCCUCAGCCCUGCUGAUAUUAACUAUGAUGAAACCCUCAGUACCCUCCGGUAUGCCGAUCGUGCCAAACAGAUCCGCUGCAACGCCGUGAUCAACGAGGACCCCAACAACCGUCUGGUGCGUGAGCUGAAAGAGGAGGUGGCUCGCCUCAAGGACCUGCUGUAUGCACAGGGCCUGGGAGACAUCAUAGAGAACCUGUGCGAUUACAAGAACUUUGUGAAUAAUCGCCAGGCUGUCAAUCAAAGGGGUGAUCUCUCCACAGUGACCAACGCCAUGACGGGUAUGAGCCCCUCUCCUUCGCUCUCGGCACUGUCCAGUCGCGCCGGGUCCAUCAGCAACCUCCACGAUCGCAUCUUCAGCCCGGCCAGCGAGGAGGCCAUCGAGAGGCUCAAGGAAACUGAGAAAAUCAUCGCAGAGCUCAAUGAGACCUGGGAGGAGAAGCUGCGUCGUACUGAGGCCAUUCGCAUGGAGAGAGAGGCCCUGCUGGCUGAGAUGGGUGUUGCCAUGAGAGAGGACGGAGGCACUGUGGGUGUCUUCUCUCCGAAAAAGACUCCGCAUCUGGUGAACCUGAAUGAGGACCCACUGAUGUCUGAGUGUCUGCUGUAUUACAUUAAAGAUGGGAUUACCAAGGUUGGCCGCGAAAACGCCAAGACUCGCCAAGACAUUGUUCUCAGCGGCCAUUUUAUCAAAGAUGAACACUGCACCUUCAGCAGCACCACAGGCCCCCAGGGAGAAGGAUGUGUCAUCCUUGAGCCAUGUGAGGGGGCAGAGACGUACGUCAAUGGGAAGAGAGUGACAUCACCCAUUGUUCUGCGGUCUGGGAAUCGCAUCAUCAUGGGAAAGAGCCAUGUGUUUCGUUUCAACGACCCAGAGCAGGCCCGUCUGGAGCGAGAGAGGACGCCGUGCGCUGAGACACCGGUGGAGCCCGUCGACUGGGCCUUCGCUCAGAGAGAGCUGCUGGAGAAACAAGGCAUCGACAUGAAGCAGGAGAUGGAGCAGAGGCUUCAGGAACUUGAGGAUCAGUACCGUAAAGAAAGAGAAGAAGCCAGUAACCUGCUAGAGCAACAAAGACUGGACUAUGAGAGUAAACUGGAGGCGCUGCAGAAACAAGUGGACUCUCGGUACCUGGAGUCACCAGAGGAAGAGGAGGAGCCUGAAGAGGAAGUGCCGUGGACAAAGCGUGAGACCGAGCUGGCUCUGUGGGCUUUCAGAAAGUGGCGUUUCUACCAGUUCACCUCUCUCAGGGAUCUUCUCUGGGGCAAUGCCAUCUUCCUCAAAGAGGCCAAUGCUAUCAGUGUGGAGCUGAAGAAGAAGGUGCAGUUCCAGUUCGUCCUGUUGACAGACACUCUCUACUCUCCACUGCCGCCUGAUCUGUUGCCCCCCUGCGUGGCCAAAGAGAGAGAGAGACGACCUUUCCCUCAGACCAUUGUAGCUGUCGAAGUACAGGAUCAGAAAAAUGGAGCCACACAUUACUGGACUCUGGAGAAACUCAGGCAGAGGCUGGACCUGAUGAGAGAAAUGUAUGACCGUGCCGCAGAGCUCCCCAGCAGCGCUGUGGAGGACUGCGACCACGCCCUGACCGGAGGCGAUCCCUUCUACGACCGCUUCCCCUGGUUCCGUCUGGUCGGCAGGGCUUUUGUGUACCUGAGUAACCUGCUGUACCCGGUGCCCCUGGUGCAUCGCGUGGCCAUCGUCAGCGAGAAAGGAGAGGUGAAAGGUUUCCUCAGAGUGGCUGUGCAGGCCAUCUCAGCUGAUGAGGAGGCUCCGGAUUACGGCUCUGGUGUGAGGCAGUCAGGCACUGCCAAGAUCUCCUUUGAAGACAAACAGUUUGAGAAGUUCCAGACUGAGUCGUGCUCUGGUAGUCUGUCGCACUCGAACACCUCUCAGGAGGAGCUGCGAAUUGUGGAGGGAGAGGGACAAACCGCUGAGACAGGGAUCUCUGCGGACGAAGUCAACAACAACACUUGUGUUGCCACCCUGGAGGCUCCCUGCAGCCCAGUGAAGAGUUUAGGUCUGGGUCUGGAUCUUCCUCUGGACCUCUCUCCAGAGAAAGCUCUGUCCCACCUGAAGAUCGGCAGCACCUUCACCUUCAGAGUCACCGUCUUACAGGCCUCCAGCAUUUCGGCCGAGUAUGCCGACAUCUUCUGCCAGUUCAAUUUCAUCCACCGUCAUGACGAAGCGUUCUCCACUGAGCCACUGAAGAACACCGGCAGAGGGCCUCCGCUAGGCUUCUACCACGUACAAAAUAUCACAGUGGAAGUGACCAAGUCCUUUGUGGAGUACAUAAAGACCCAGCCCAUCGUCUUUGAGGUCUUUGGUCACUAUCAGAAACAGCCUUUCCCUCCACUCUGCAAAGACCUGAUCAGUCCGCUGAGACCGUCAAGGAGGCAGUUCCCCAGGGUGAUGCCCUUAUCCAAACCAGUGCCGGCCACAAAGCUCAGCACUUUGACUCGCUCCACUGCAGGACCAUGUCACGCCAAAUACGACCUCAUGGUCUUCUUUGAGAUCUGUGAGCUGGAGGCCAACGGAGACUACAUCCCUGCUGUUGUUGACCACAGAGGCGGGAUGCCCUGUCAUGGCACAUUCCUCUUACAUCAGGGCAUUCAGAGGAGGAUCACGGUUACCAUCGCUCAUGAAACAGGAAAUGAUAUUGAGUGGAAAGAGGUGAAGGAGCUGGUUAUCGGUCGCAUUCGAAACACACCAGAGGCUGAUGAGACCAUCAUAGACCCCAACAUCCUUUCCCUCAACAUCCUGUCCUCUGGAUACUUCUGGCCAAAACACGACGACAACGUCUCCUUGGGAGUUGAUCAUAGAACUUUCUACCGAUUCGAGGCAGCAUGGGACAGCUCCAUGCACAACUCUCUGCUGCUGAACAGAGUCACUCCCUAUGGGGAGAAGAUCUACAUCACCCUCUCUGCUUAUCUAGAGAUGGAGAACUGCACUCAGCCAACUGUGAUCACCAAAGAUUUCUGCAUGGUCUUUUACUCCCGUGACACGAAGCUGCCGGCCUCUCGCUCCAUCAGAAACCUCUUCAGCACUGGCUGCCUCCGGCCCGCUGAGAGCAACCGUGUCACAGGAGUCUAUGAAGUCACUCUGUGCCAUGUGGCAGACAAUGGAAGUCCAGGCAUGCAGCGUCGUCGCAGGCGCGUGCUGGACACCUCGGUGGCGUACGUCCGAGGAGAGGAAAACCUGGCCGGGUGGAGGCCUCGCAGUGACAGCCUCAUCCUGGACCACCAGUGGGAGCUGGAGAAACUCAGCUUACUGCAGGAGGUGGAGAAGACCAGGCACUACCUGCUGCUGAGGGAGAAGCUGGAGGCGACUCUGCAGGCGGGACAGGAAGCCCUCUACAAGAGCGGCGACAUCAGCGACUUUGCAAAGAGUCCCGUCCUCAGCCACAGUCCCAGCAGCAGCCCUGCCCCUGAGAGCCCCAACCAGAGGCAGAGGGAGCUGGCUGCCAAGUGUCUGCGUCUGCUGAUGCACACCUUCAACAGGGAGUACAGCCAGGUGAGCAGCAGUGCCAGUGAGAGCAAGCUUUCUGAGAUGUCUGCAUCACUAAUGAGGGAAUCAUCAUCGUCCGGACUGAGCACGCUCACUCCAUCCUCUACCUGCCCGUCACUGGUCGAGGGACACUAUGACAUUAGACACACUGAACCCAGUUCUGGAGCGUCCACCCCAGAUCUGGACCCAUUCAGCCCAGUGGACAGAAAGAAAGCUCUCAGAGGAUGCACCUUUGUUCCUGAUAUACAGGAAAUCCGUGUCAGUCCCAUUGUGUCAAAGAAGGGCUACUUGCACUUCCUGGAGCCCCACACCAGUGGCUGGGUGAAGCGCUAUGUGGUUGUGCGCAGGCCCUACGUCUACCUGUACCGCAGUGAGAGGGACAGCGUUGAGAGAGCUGUCAUCAACCUGUCGUCUGCAAAGGUGGAAUACAGUGAAGACAAACAGACCUUACUACGGACUCCCAACACGUUCGCUGUGUGCACUGAGCAUCGUGGGAUACUGCUGCAGGCCACCAAUGACAAAGAGAUGCAUGACUGGCUGUACGCUUUCAACCCUCUGUUAGCCGGCACCAUCAGGUCAAAGCUGUCGCGGAGAAAAUCGGUCCAGUCGGUCCCGUCUGCCCAGCGGAUGUGAGAGGUGAACCAGCCUGGUGGAAAACAAAACAAAACAAAAUGAACAAAACAAUACAAUCUAAAAGCUCCGCUCACCAUCCUGCUCUAAUGAACACUGACCAUAUAAACAAACUUACACAUAAAACCAUUUAAGUACCCUCCUGUAUGACGCCACUCGGUCGCUCAUCCCAAACCCCAACAAAACUUUCCCUUCUCUCUCCUUGCAGUCGACACCUCAAACCCUGCAUGGUGUGUUCCCUCCUGACCAUUAGAAAAACACAUAAGAAAAACUAACCACCCAAACAUGUUAAUUAACAUACCUCUGCUGGGCAUCUGAUUAGUUUUCACAUGUAGAAAUCUAUCAUCUGUGAGGCUACCAAAUCCCUGUAGAAAGUUAAUAUGUGCUCAAUCCCUCCUUCAUUUAUCAUAACUGAAAAUAAGUCCCAGUUGUAAACCAACCAUUCAUGUAUUUCUAAUAAAUGCCAUCAGGUGAGGGGGAAAAUGAGAACAUCAAACCGGAUGUGUCUCCGUGUAGAAGCGUAGAAGUGUGCAGGAAUGACAGCUCCACGUACAACCAUUAUACAUAUACUGUACAUUACCUCAGUUUGGAAUGGCUUGGUGCUCUAAAACAUAGAGUAUUUGUUUCACUGCAGCGGUUUCAGAUAGCAGAUCGGUCAUUUUAACACUGAAGUAGCAUGAGGAGAGAUUUGUUAGGACUAAAGGGUAAUUUGUUGUAUCAUUGUUGUCGUUCUUUUUUAACUGCUUCAAUGAAAAUUGAGUUCCUUGGCUAGACUAAGGCAAAAUAAUCCACAAUCAGGAGAGAUAACACAUGUCCUUGCCUUGUACUUCAUAUGUGCUUUUUUUUUAAAAAAAAAAAACAAACAAAAAAAACAUACUCCCUUGUGCGUAUACCCAUAAAGGAAAAUAUUAUUUAAUGUGGCUAUCUUAUGUUCUCUGCACUGUUUAUUUGUGACAGGACCACUGAUCAGUUUUGUUGCAUGGCACUUUAUUGUCUUUAUUGAGUUAAUGUAUCACUUUGUUUUAACCAAAGCACUGUUUUCAUGUUGUAAAUGCUUCAAACAUUGUCUUCUGUGCACUUGUGUUAGCAGACAGUUUUUGAGAAUCAUUGGCUGUUAAACAAAUAGAGAAUUAGAGAAAAAUGCCUAUUUCCUAUCUUGCAGAGAAAGAUAAGAUCAAUACUAUGCUAAAUAUGAAGCUAUGGCCAGCAGCUGGUUGGCUUAGCUUAGCCUAGCUGGAAACAGGGGGAAACCUGGCCAGGUUUUGUCCAUAGAUAACAAAAUCACCAACAUACCAGUAUCUAAAGUUCACUAAUUAAAUUUAGGUGGUUUGUUUGAUAACACAAACUGAAGAUUUUACAGGGAGUUAAGUGCUGGACUGCUUCCUAGCAGGGUGCAGAGACUUUCUCGAUAAACCAAGACACAAUGAGAUAUAAUGUGUUAAUUAGUGAGUUUUAGAGGUGUCGGUAGCCAGAUUUUUUUUGUCUUAAAGUUGAGCUAGGCAAGAUGUCUCCCCUGUUUCUUUAUGCUAAGCAUACUGAUGUACUUAGUUACCUUCUCUCAGAGAACAUUGGUUAUAUGCAUAACCUCUAGAUCUUCUCAUCUACCUUUUUGCAAGAAAGAAAAUUAGCAAGUUUUUGAAACUGUCCUAUUUCUUAAAAUGAAUCAAUUCCAUCAAUUCUAUCUAAAUUGACCUAAGGUGUUUUAUAUGGUGAGUACACCAGGAGGACACCUGUACUGUAUGUGUGUGUUUAAAUUCUUAUCAAAUAAGCACUUAUUCUGUCUGUUAGGGGCCAGCAGAGUUGUUACAUCAAAUAAGUUUACUAUAAGUCUCCUCUAGUAGCUAAACGGGAAGUUGUAAAUGAUCCUGGACCUGUAAUCUGUUGAGGGCAGUUGCUUUGAGUGGGCAAGAGCGUUGCCCAUGCACCAGAUAGUGCCUCCCUUUCUUCACCUCUUUUUCUUCUCUCCCUUCUUCAUCAUUGUCUUUGACAUCCACACUAAAGUUAGUUACAUGUGUCCAAGAGUAAGCUUUUAUGUAGAGUAAUAGUAGAUGCAAUGGAUCUUUUUUUUAAAUAUUGAUGAUCUAUUUCAAUGUUUUGGAGAGUGAAUAUUAUCAAUGAUGCUUUAUAGUAUGUUGGUACAGCCUGUAACAGUACAGUGCAGCGCAUAUUUCAUUAUCAUUGACUGUAAAUGUUGCAUUUAAAAAGAACCCUCCCCCUUAGCUGUACUGUAGAUUGUACUGUAGAUGCUAAACAUUUGACAACCUGAUGCUUAUGUCGGAAACCAGUACAGUAUGAUUAGCUCUGGUGUAGUUUUGACUUUUUAUGUCAAGGAUGGUUUCUGGUUGCUUUUACCUGUUUCUGUUACUUUGCAGUAUACCAAGAUGACCCAGAAUAUUAGUCUUGAAUAAAUGUCAUCAGUUGAAUAAGAUAUUUAUCUAAGAAAUAGCUUGUUGUUGCUAGAUUGUUUACAGAUAUUUAGAUAUUAUUGUGCAUAUUUGUUAUGUUAUUUACAUUUAAAAUAAUAUUAUCCAUAUAUCUUCACUCAAUAGAAAAACACCUUUUUCAUUUAUAAAAUUUUCAACAAAGACGUGGUCAGCCAGCCAUUUCGUCUUUCUCUUUUUCCUCUGGUUAUGAUCAGUUAAUCUGACUUUCAGUCAGUCAACAGAAAGUAUUAAGGACUCUUAAUGCCACAGGCCAACCAACCUGUUGAGCAACGAAGCCUAAUACUUUCAAAAUCUGUACAAAAUCUAAUACAAAUGUAUUUCAUAUUUCACUUUGGAUUUGUUGCUUUUUUAAUGAUAUUCUCUCUAUGGGCAAAGAAUUCAGUGUAAUUAAAUCCUUUAUUUCUGACUGUUUUUGGGUCAUCUUAGUAUAAUCGCCUUUAUUUGUUUGCUUUAACGCUUUUAGAUAUAUCAUGUUAAUGCUGUCUGCUGGAACAGAGGACAAAUGGAAAGUUUUAUUUAUGAAGUUUUGAAGGGUAGAUUAUGUUCUUAUAAUAUAUUGCACUCAUGCACAAAGCAUCUUUAUUUAAUAUGAUUUGACACGAUGUUUUAAGAAUGUAUGGAAAACUGGUUUGUGUUUAAAAACGCUACGGCCCUGUCCUGAAAGGAGGAGAAGAUAAGAUUCUGAAACUGUGCCAUUUUCACUUCAGCAAUCAAACCACCAUCAACACUGCACCAAAUUGCAUAGAUUUUUUAAGGUUAUAACUGGCAGAUGUUGUGCAGUGCUUCCAGCCCUAACUAUUCAAGGGUAUCGUGUUAAAAAAAAAAAAAACACCUUGAGAGACAGUUUUAGGGCACUGGACAAUAAUUGUUAAAAGGUAAAUGAGUUGAUUAUUUCAUAUUUGGCUGCUUUUUAAUUGUCAUAGCUCUGGAUCGAAGCAUGCAGGUCCACUUAUCUUCUGCUGUACUCUGUCCCUCUCUCCUGCCUUACCGCUUGCUAAUGACGACAGCCCCCCACCCCCGAAGUGCUGCUUGUAAAGUAUUGUCAUUCAUGAUCCUUGUAAUGACUAACCGGAAACCUCCCUCUUGGUUCUGUCUUGUAUAUAAAUGGAGAUUUUCUGUGUUGGGUCUCAUCACACAGAUGAUAUUAACUCUCUCUUCCUCUGUAUACCAUGAUGAAUAAGAAUAACUGGCCUGCUGCUUUGUCAGGUGUCACCUUAGAGUAAAGAGUGCUGGUCUGGGACCAGUUUUGCACAUUUCAGCUUAAUGUGGAUCAGGUGGUCAUUGCGGAGCAGGUAGAUGAUCCCAGGUCUGUGCUCUUGCUCUGAGCUGCUUGACAGAAGCAGAAACAGUUCCUAGCCUGUGAUGAAGUCUUAAUCUCAGUGCUCACGUUUAUCUUUUGAGUGUUCUGGAGUUUUUUCUCAUGUCUGUGGACACGUAACAAAAGUUGUGAAGAAAAAAAUAAGGCGAAUAAAUAAAUGAGUGUUAAACUUA
Molecule: messenger RNA, 9540 nt
Organism: Lates calcarifer (barramundi perch)
Lineage: Eukaryota; Metazoa; Chordata; Actinopteri; Centropomidae
Gene: kif1ab
Product: kinesin family member 1Ab
Exons: 48
Coding region: 488-5608 (1706 amino acids)
Biological process (GO): microtubule-based movement; cytoskeleton-dependent intracellular transport; vesicle-mediated transport
Cellular component (GO): dendrite; axon; kinesin complex
Molecular function (GO): ATP binding; plus-end-directed microtubule motor activity; microtubule binding
Source: RefSeq, a predicted model, not a curated record